This is a messenger RNA of Helicoverpa armigera (cotton bollworm), 630 nucleotides long. RefSeq names its product SOSS complex subunit C homolog B. The record is from RefSeq and is a predicted model, not a curated record. NCBI's taxonomy places the organism in Eukaryota, Metazoa, Arthropoda, Insecta, Lepidoptera, Noctuidae. The transcript is spliced from 3 exons. Gene Ontology annotation, biological process: DNA repair. Gene Ontology annotation, cellular component: nucleoplasm; SOSS complex; nucleus. The coding region runs from base 142 to 492 and encodes 116 amino acids.
UUGGCCAAUCCAUCUGUUGAUGUUGUAUUUUUUAUUCUUGAAAACCUUAGCAAAGAAGUAAUUUAAUAAGCCUUAUCACACUAAAACUAAGAACCUUAUGCAUUAUAUCUUCAAGUAAAUCUUUACUGAGCAGGAUAUUAGAUGGCGUUUCCUCAGCCUAACGCACAAAGAGAAUUAACGAAUAGGAAGAUAUUGGAGGAGCUUCAGCUGAAGAAACAGAUGCUCUUGAAGCAGGGUGCUGUGGCUCCACUGACUGCUACCUCCAUAUCUCUGACUCAGCCUAAUCCAGUCAGUCAGCUGCCUAUGUGCUCAAUCCCUCCAGUCUCUGCUACAGCAGGAUUCCCUCAACUGCCUGAAGCUAACAUAGUGAAUACAAGUCACAGAGCAGCGUUACAACACGCAAACGCCACAUCUUGUGGCUACUUUGUGUCUCAGGACUCUUCAUUCGGAAACCAGAUCUUACCAGUUCUACCCAGAUUUGAUAGCAAGUGAGCAGCCAUGUCUGCUGUUAUGAAGCUGAAGACCCUUCAUGGCCAUUUGGAGAGCUUGAGUGGGUUUGCAGAACCUAAAAUAAAGUAUGAACAAUAUGAGACUCCAGCCCAACUUGCAGCUACUGCACUUUAUACUAUU